GGAUUAUAAUUAUAUCACCACCCAUUGGUGAAGAAUUAGAUCAGCAAAACCGAUAAUUCUCCAAAACGAUGUCGUCUCCCUUCACUCACUCGCUCAAUCAAUUCGGCGGUGAUUUCCCGGCGGCCGCCUCCUACGACGACGGCUUUGGCGCUCAGCCGAUUUCCACAUUUGAUUCGACCGUCGCCGAUUUCCCCCCGCCGUCCUACUCCUCCGGCGGAGAAUUCACUGAUCCCUCGCACUUCUCGUCGGAAGCAAUUGACAACGAUCCGAUUCUCCCGCCACCGGCGGAGAUGGAGCACGAGGAGAGCUACGCGCUCAGAGAGUGGAGAAGACAAAACACAGCUCGGUUAGAGGAGAAGGAGAAGAGAGAGAGGGAAUUGCUGAGCCGAAUCAUAGUUGAGGCUGAUGACUACAAGGUUGAGUUUCACAGAAAGAGGCAAAUCACCUCGGAAACCAACAGAUUGACUAACCGCGAAAAGGAGCAGGUAUUUGUUGCUGAGCUGGAGAAAUUUUACGCUGAAGCUGACAAGGAUUAUUGGAAAUCUAUCGCAGAGCUGAUACCGAAGGAGGUUGCUGCAGUCGAGAAGAGAAGAGGCGGGAAAGAGAAGGAUGAGAAGAAGGCGUCGGUCGUGGUGGUGCAAGGGCCUAAGCCGGGGAGACCGACUGAUUUGUCCAGAAUGCGGCAGCUACUGCUGAAGCUGAAGCAAAACACCCCUCCCCACCUCAACCAGUCUCCCGCUGUGCCCGUCGUGACACGGGCCUAGCCGUAUCCAACGCGGCCUGUGAAGAGACACAGCCCAUGGAGCAAGCUCAACCUAGAACGCCACAUCACAAGGUUUAAUUAUUACAUUCAUAGAUAAGAAUGUAGCAUCUUUUUAUCAUCUUUGGAGAUUACCUUUUGUUUUUUUAUUACAUUGAGAAAUAAAAUAUCCAAGAAGAGAUGAUUAAACGUCUAAA
Messenger RNA from Salvia hispanica, 957 nucleotides. RefSeq names its product clathrin light chain 2-like. Gene Ontology annotation, molecular function: clathrin heavy chain binding; structural molecule activity. Gene Ontology annotation, cellular component: clathrin coat of coated pit; clathrin coat of trans-Golgi network vesicle; plasma membrane. Gene Ontology annotation, biological process: intracellular protein transport; clathrin-dependent endocytosis. The record is from RefSeq and is a predicted model, not a curated record. Lineage: Eukaryota; Viridiplantae; Streptophyta; Magnoliopsida; Lamiales; Lamiaceae.